Paramecium pentaurelia is the source of this 736-nucleotide messenger RNA. Lineage: Eukaryota; Ciliophora; Oligohymenophorea; Peniculida; Parameciidae. The record is from the annotation of a GenBank genome assembly.
AUGAUGGCUGAUCAAGUUUUUAAUUGUGAAAGUUUUGAAGAUAUUUCAAACUAUAUAUAAUAUCAAGAAUAGGAUUCAUUGCCUUUGAGUUUUUGCCAUUUUUAAGAAAACUAAAACAAUGAAGAUAAGUAUGGAUUGUUUAAAUAAAAUUAGUACAACUGAAAUGGAAAUUCUUUUUGAUUUGAAUAAAAAUGAAGAUGUGAUUAUGGAGAGUGAUUAAGAGGAGAAGUAAUGAUUUCAUUUAAAUAGAAACAAAAUAAGAGAAAAACUGGAAAAUGUAUUUAGAAGAUAAUUAAAGAAGGAAAAGAAAUCAAAGUUUUAAAAUGAAUGUCGUUAUAUAGUUGGGAAUGCAAUUCAAGCUAUGGAAAAUUUUGAAUUGCCAUAAGAUAUAGUAAACUAUUAUAAAAGAAUUGGUUCAUCAAUAAUUGGAUUUCAGGCUUUAAAAUAACAUCUAAUUUUAAAUAAAGAUGAUUCAAAUGAAACGAUUUAAAGGAAAAGAAUUUUCUAAGACUAUUUAAUUGAGUUUUUAUAAAAAAAAGGUUGUUGGAUUUAUUUAAAUUUAAUAGCAUCUUUGUACAUUUUAAAAUCGAGGAAGAAAUAGAAAUUAAGACAAUAUUUAUAAUAUAAAAAUAAGAUAAUGAUGUUCUAUGUAAAGUAUCCUGAAUUAUGGCACAGAAAUGAAUUACCUCAUUUUGAUUAGCAGUAGUAUUGUCAAUCUUAACAUCUAUUGGAUUGA